AUGGUGUACACUGUGGAGAGAAAAAAUCCGUCUCGGAGCGUGGCGACGCCACGACGCUGGGCGAUGGAUCUCGUGCCAGUGACAGAUGUGUGUGAAUACAUUCAGACGCUCAAAGUGGCGGAGUUGAAAGAGCACAUCAAGGAAUUCAAUGGGCGCCUGCCUUUUUGCCCACAUAUGCGGUUGUCAGGCAACAAGAACGACUUGGUCCAGCGACUCACCGAAGCGGUUGUCAUGGCAUGUGCCAACAUACAGUCGUAUCAGGAAAUGCUGGCGGUAAUUAGACCUUUGGGAUUCGAUGAAUGGUGCAUGGAUCAUGUACAUUUACGGCGCGCGAUGAGUCGAUACAGAGCAUGCUAUGGCUGUGCGCCUACGGCUGACCAGGGCGGUCACGACAGCGCCGCGCUGCCAUCCGUGACGAUGCGUUCUGCCGCCACAGACGCUGCGAAUCCCAUGACAUGGACAGCUCCGACCCAAGGCUUGACGCCACGGUCGCUCAAGCAGCUUCGGUUUUGGUCGUCGCCCUUCUACGAGGUCCUCGAAUUCGUUUCGUCCAUUGUGCAGGUGCCAGAGGCUCCUCCCUCGACGGGUCGUCGCCAGGUCGGCAUGUCGUUCACUCUUUCACAGCAGCAGGUGGACCAGCUCCGUGAUACCCAGCAUCUGCACCAGUUGCGUUUGUUCUGUACGACGUUUGAUCACUUUAUGGCCUCUGUCUCGCCAUCCCACCAGGCAGCCCCCGUCGAGUUUCCAUUUACAUGCGAUGCCCGCAUCAAUGAUCACUCUUUGAAUGUCAAUCUACGAGGAAAUAAAAAACAUGCAGGCCGCGUCUCGCCACCAAACCUGAAUCGGAACGGGCACUUGUCCAUGCAGCCGGGCAAGUUGAAUCGAGUUGAACUGUCUUACGCUAAUUCGCCCGCUCGCCAUACCAUGGUCGUGGCGCUGUGCAAAAUCACAACAGCAGAAUACCUCACAGAGCAGCUGAAGCUUCGUCGGUACCGCUCCAAAGAGGCCGUCAUGGCUAUGAUGCGCGAAAAGGCCAAAGAUGAAGACAUUGAGACAGGCGCAUCGACCCUUAAGCUGACAUGUCCGUUGACCUACAUGCGCAUGAGCAUUCCAUGUCGCUCAAAUACCUGUGAUCACAUCCAAUGCUUCGAUGCGCUGAGUUUCUACUCGAUGAACGAGCAGUCUCCUCAGUGGCAGUGCCCUGUAUGCAGCAAAGAUAUCAGGUCAGAGGAUUUGCACAUGGAUGGCUACGUGGAAGACAUUCUGCGCCGGGUACCAGCCGACUGCGAAGCCGUGCUUGUCGAGUCAGAUGGCACAUGGCACACUGCCGACGACCAAUACCAUACUGACUCUCCUUUUAUCAAACAGCCCGUGUCAGCACCUCCGCUGCCUAUGGACGAUGAUGACACGCCCGAUAACUCGCCCAUGCCAUCAACGCAUGCGUCUCCUCCUCAUGGAUUUGCACAACCUAAAGAGGAACUGGCAACACCUCCCGUCACACCUAGCAUACCCAUUUCUGUACCGCCGCCUGAGUCAGAGGCACCACCCCCCAGCCACGUCAUUGACUUGACCCUGAGUAGUGACGAAGACAUGUAA
Messenger RNA from Malassezia restricta, 1596 nucleotides. RefSeq names its product E3 SUMO-protein ligase PIAS1. Gene Ontology annotation, biological process: protein sumoylation. Bases 1 to 1596 code for a protein of 531 amino acids. Lineage: Eukaryota; Fungi; Basidiomycota; Malasseziomycetes; Malasseziales; Malasseziaceae. Gene Ontology annotation, molecular function: zinc ion binding; SUMO ligase activity. The transcript has a single exon. The record is from RefSeq and is a predicted model, not a curated record.